Cephus cinctus (wheat stem sawfly) is the source of this 1722-nucleotide messenger RNA. RefSeq names its product testis-specific serine/threonine-protein kinase 4-like. The record is from RefSeq and is a predicted model, not a curated record. The coding region runs from base 432 to 1616 and encodes 394 amino acids. The transcript has 6 exons. Gene Ontology annotation, biological process: microtubule cytoskeleton organization; protein phosphorylation; intracellular signal transduction. Gene Ontology annotation, cellular component: cytoplasm. Lineage: Eukaryota; Metazoa; Arthropoda; Insecta; Hymenoptera; Cephidae. Gene Ontology annotation, molecular function: ATP binding; protein serine/threonine kinase activity; tau-protein kinase activity.
CAAUCAGAUGUAUUUGCUCCCUUAGCGGUUUUUCUGCUGAACACAACCAAUACUUUUAUGAAGUUAUCAGAUAUCAGCAUUCAUGAAGACAGGAAACUAUUCUGUUUUUCCAUUACUUUCCGUAAUUUUUGUGACAUCUAAUAAAAAAUCCAUCAAGUAUUGUUAAAGCAUUUUGUUUUAUCAUUGCACUUCAAAUCACUCUUUGUUAUACAAGUCUCACGAGUUCCUCACGUAUUACAUUUCUUGUGUUUUCAUUUUUUUCAAAUCUUGACAUUUCUAUUGAUUUUUCACUAUUUUAACGAGGACUUUAUCGUACAGCUUCAAGUUAUUCGUGUAAAAAUCUGUAAUACGUGUGAAAUCGGUAUUUUCUUGAGUAUGCAUUGUAAAAGAUAAGACUAUUGAUCUAGCUCAAAGUAUUGUCCACGAAUAGAAUGGCCACCGUACCGGUAACAGAACUAAAACCUACUUUAGAAAAGCAACAAAAUAAUCCAGUAAAUGAAAAAGAUGAGGAUAAACCUGAGAAAAAAUUAACUGUAUUGGAAACUCAUGGUUAUGCACUGGGUAGAACAGUUGGAGCUGGGUCAUACGCUACCGUCAAGGUGGCAAAAUCCGACAGACAUAACUGUCAGGUAGCAGUGAAGAUAGUUUCAAAAUUCCAGGCGCCGGGUGAUUAUUUGAAGAAAUUUUUACCGCGGGAGAUAGAAGUCGUCAAAGGCCUGAAGCAUUCUAACUUGAUUAGAUUUCUCCAAGCCAUAGAGACCACGCAUAGAGUUUACAUUGUCAUGGAGUAUGCACAAAAUGGUAGUUUACUGGACGUUAUAAGAAGAGAUAUGUUUAUUGAUGAGACCCGGAGUCGCCGUUGGUUUCGUCAAUUAUUAGAAGCUGUUGAUUACUGUCAUGAACGUGGAGUGGUCCAUAGAGAUAUUAAGUGCGAAAAUCUUCUCAUGGACAAGGAUUUCAAUAUAAAAUUAUCAGAUUUUGGUUUUGCUCGUGGCCAUAUGAAGCCAAAAAAUGGCAUAGCACCUUUGAGCGAAACUUUUUGCGGUAGUUAUGCAUAUGCCUCUCCUGAGAUAUUACGUGGAAUACCAUAUCAGCCUCAGAUGUCUGAUAUCUGGUCUAUGGGUGUCGUACUAUUCGCUAUGGUUUAUGGGAGGCUUCCUUUUGAUGACUCAAAUUACGCGCAACUUCUUAAGCAGGUGCAAAACAAAGUUACUUUUCCAAAGGAUCCAAAAGUAUCCCAACCUUGUCGUGUACUAAUAACACGGAUACUGGCGCCGCAACGUACAAGACUUCGAAUUGCAAUCAUUAGAAAUGACCCUUGGCUCAUUGUGGCUGUAGCAAUAGCUCAAACGUCCACCACUGAUAAAUCUGUGGAUAAUAUUCCGACAAUUUCUACGGCAACAGAAACCAAAGUUUUUGUGCCGGAAACGCCUGAUAUUCCGAAGUUACUGACUAAGGAGGCUUUAGUUACGAAACAUCAAGAUACUAAUAUUGGUAUAGGAUUGGAAAAUGAACUUCCAAUUAAGGAAAUACAAGCUCAUUCAUCUUCAAAGUCAAUUGAAGGAAAUUAUGAGAAUCGUGGGAAGAAACGUACGGAGAAUCGACGUAACUUGUGAAACUCUGAAAGCUGAUGUAAUUUAUAUUGCAUGACAGCCUAAAUUUUUGUUUGCUUUCUGAUUAAUGGUUUUAUGGAAUAAAGUAAUUGAGCAUCAGUCAAGAUAA